AUGAAACCUAAUAAGUUCCUGGACACACUAAAAGCAAAAUACAAUGUCGAGAGAAUCCCAGACGGUACAUACGUUGUCUCAAAUGGAGAUAGACGUGUGAAAAUCCAUGAGUCCGAGCUAUGCGACCAGCUCUGCAUAAACAGGAUCUUCGAUUUGUUGGGCUCCCCUUUGGCCGGCUUCAGAAACGUCGGGAGAGAUGAUCUGUUUCCAGACACCGAGGAAAUUAGUGUUCUCAGAACAGUCAGAAAACAUCCAAGAGGAUCUCUGGCGGACCCAAGCAUCUUUCGCUUGCCUUCUGGACGACCUUCUGAGGACGAGGAUACAGACCCGUUGAUCAACAUAGAUCCUAUAACACCCUCAAGAAACAGGAAGGACAGUUUUGAGCCAGACCCCGACCACUACAAGCCAGACAAGAACUCCCGGUUUCCUCCUUAUUAA
This is a messenger RNA of Encephalitozoon intestinalis ATCC 50506, 438 nucleotides long. RefSeq lists its product as uncharacterized. The coding region runs from base 1 to 438 and encodes 145 amino acids. NCBI's taxonomy places the organism in Eukaryota, Fungi, Microsporidia, Unikaryonidae. The transcript has a single exon. The record is from RefSeq and is a predicted model, not a curated record.